This is a messenger RNA of Penicillium manginii, 1104 nucleotides long. RefSeq names its product transcription factor domain-containing protein. Gene Ontology annotation, biological process: positive regulation of transcription by RNA polymerase II. The transcript has a single exon. Lineage: Eukaryota; Fungi; Ascomycota; Eurotiomycetes; Eurotiales; Aspergillaceae. Gene Ontology annotation, molecular function: DNA-binding transcription factor activity; transcription cis-regulatory region binding. Gene Ontology annotation, cellular component: nucleus. The record is from RefSeq and is a predicted model, not a curated record. The coding region runs from base 1 to 1104 and encodes 367 amino acids.
AUGCUAUUUCCAGCAGCCCCGGAUUUCUUCCUCCAAAGGAUGAUCGGUGCUGCCAUGGAAACUCCUCACUUGCUCUACGCCCUUCUAGCGUCUGCCUGCAGCCACCACAGUCGUCUUAUCAAAGACUCAACCCCGAACCCGAAAGUGACUUGUCUGAAAUAUACGAAUAUGGCAAUAUCUAGUUUGCGUGAGACACUUCAAGAUGCAAACCAGUCACUCAAAGCCGAAACGAUUACUACGGCGAUGGCUCUGUGCACGAAUGAUGUCUGCAAUGGAAACAUGCACGUUUGGCGAACACAUCUCCGAGGAGUCCUUCGUCUCUUGGCCGCGUGUCUACAGCACCAAAGAGAAGCAUACUCCACCGAUGACCCAUUUCUCUUAUCAUUAGCAAAGUGGUUCAAGACUAUGGAUAUCAUCGCAGCCUUGUCAGGAAUUGACGGCGAGUGUAUUCAUGAUCCCGAGAAUGGACCGUUGGAUAGAGGUUCAAUUUUGGGAAAUGACUACAUCGAUGACAUCUGCGGCUACUCAAUAGACUUGAUCCCGUACAUGGUACGAAUAUCCCAAAUGGUCCGCUCUCAAAGACUCGAUAAUAUGCCUGCCGACACUAGCCCUGGUGAAUUGGCAUCACUUCGAGUAAUUGCCGAAGUGGAGGCUCUCGAAAGCGACAUAAUGUCUUUGGUAGAGAAGCCUCUUUCCGGUCCAUCAUACCAGGAAGGAGAAGCCUUUUCUACCGAGUUGAGAAGCACACAUCUGGCUUUUGUGCACUCUGCUUUACUCCACCUCCACCGCCGAGUCCAGCUACUACCAAUAGACCACAUCAAAGUCAGAAUAGACAUCAAGAAUAUCCUCGACGCUAUUCAAAAUAUCAACCUGACAUCAACAGCAAACAUCUUGAUCCUAUGGCCAGUGUUCAGCGCGGGUUGUGAGACAACUAGCCCAAGUGAACGAGACAUGAUACGAGAGCGGAUGGGCAUAAUGCAAAACUUCGGAAUGGGGAAUUUCACAAGAACUCGAGAAUUGCUGGAGAAGUACUGGGAAUCCGGCAGCGAUUUACGAUGGGAUGAAUACUUUGCACGACUUGGGCUUGAGCUGGUUCUCUUCUAG